This is a messenger RNA of Leptomonas pyrrhocoris, 594 nucleotides long. RefSeq names its product putative mitochondrial cytochrome c oxidase VII. The coding region runs from base 97 to 594 and encodes 165 amino acids. The record is from RefSeq and is a predicted model, not a curated record. Lineage: Eukaryota; Euglenozoa; Kinetoplastea; Trypanosomatida; Trypanosomatidae. The transcript has a single exon.
GCCAUCAACAAAUAGUAUUCCCACAAAAGGAAAGUAGUAGCUCCCUUUUACUAUUUUUAUUAUUUCUUCUUUCUCCCGUCGUUUCUUAUAUUUCUCAUGCCUCGUCCGUUUGGUGUUUGGGCUCCGGCCACCACCCUCGCUGAGUACCGCGCCCGCAUUCCGAACCCGCUCGCGUACAGCUUCAAAUGGGUGUACUCAAUGAAGAAGGAGGUCUUCUACCCGCCGGAGGCGCUGGCGCACUUCAAAGAUCCUCAGCAGUUCCGCGACGCCGUCGACACCGUCGUGGCGAUGCGUGUGUCGGACAAGAUCUUCGGAGAGGGCCAGAAGCUGCCUCGCCACCCCGUCAUCCUACUGGCCAUCGUUCUUGCGGUCCACGGCACCAUCAUCUACAGCGGUCUCAAGUACUACUACGGCACCCACAUGCCGGCGAACAACCCGACGUGGCGCAAGACCGUCAACAAGGAGUGGGAGGAGGCCAUCAACAACUCCCCGUGGGACCACAUGUCGCACGUGUGGCAGUACAGCGACGAGUACGCGGCCGUGCUGGGCGAUACCGCCGCGCCGGGUCGCCGCAAGUUCUACAUCCCUGCGUAA